AUGGACUCCGACUCUGGCUCCGGUUGCAGCCGCUCCUCGUCCCCGGACCUGGUGGUGGACGACUCCGCCGGGAGCUUCUUCUCCAACAAGAUCUUCCAGACGUACUGCCAAGAAAACAGAGCGGACGACGAGGCCGGCCAGGGCAGGACGGAGCGCUGCAGCGGGGGCGGCAAGACCACGAGCGGGUCUGACCCCAACAAGAACGAGGGGCAGGACCUGCGACUGAAAGUCAACAGCCGCGAGAGGAAAAGGAUGCACGACCUGAACCAGGCGAUGGACAGCCUAGAGGUCAUGCCCUACGCUCAGGGGCCGUCCGUCCGCAAGCUGUCCAAGAUCUCCACCUUGAUGUUGGCUCGCAACUACAUCCUCAUGCUGUCCGGCUCCCUGGACGAGAUGAAGAAGUUGGUGGGGGACGUCUAUGGAGGCGGUGCAGCCAUCCAGAGCCGCACCGCCGCCCACCCGGUUAUCACCCCCGCCGCCCCCGCCGCCCCCGCCGCCCACCACCCUCUGCAUCCUCUGGCCCAGUCUCUGCACUCGCUGGUGGGCAGCACGCCCUCGGGCCUCCAGCAUCACUCGCCUUGUCCCGCCGCGGCCUCGGCCAUGCACUCCCCUCCAUCCGCCGGCUUCCUGGGGUUCCACGCCUCGGUCCAGGGCCUUCUGAAGGACCCGCUGCACCUGGCCAGCACCUACAGGCACUUCCCCGGCAUGCCCUGUCCCUGCUCGCUGUGCCAGCCUUUGCCAACCACCACCUCCACAUUACACAGCCUGUCCAUGAUCAAGUGA
Messenger RNA from Pseudoliparis swirei, 783 nucleotides. RefSeq names its product oligodendrocyte transcription factor 4 (gene olig4). The record is from RefSeq and is a predicted model, not a curated record. Lineage: Eukaryota; Metazoa; Chordata; Actinopteri; Perciformes; Liparidae. Gene Ontology annotation, molecular function: protein dimerization activity.